Condylostylus longicornis is the source of this 1903-nucleotide messenger RNA. RefSeq names its product transmembrane protease serine 9-like. Gene Ontology annotation, biological process: proteolysis. NCBI's taxonomy places the organism in Eukaryota, Metazoa, Arthropoda, Insecta, Diptera, Dolichopodidae. Gene Ontology annotation, molecular function: serine-type endopeptidase activity. The coding region runs from base 182 to 1903 and encodes 573 amino acids. The transcript has 14 exons. The record is from RefSeq and is a predicted model, not a curated record.
UCUUCCUGAGAAGUUGGUAACUAAACCAAGUCAAAGACCUUGGUUAUUGCAAUUGUUAAAGAAAAUUAAAGACAAUAAACCAAAAACUGAAUGUCCGCAAUGUGUUUGUGGAAUUCCAAAUGUCAACAGUAGAAUUGUAGGUGGAAUAGAAACAAAAGAAAAUGAGUAUCCAUGGAUAGCUAUGUUGUUAUACGGUGGUGAAUUUAUUUGUGGUGGAAGUUUAAUAAAUGACCGGUAUAUUCUUACUGCUGCUCAUUGUGUUCACAAAUUUUCAAAAUAUGGUAUUUCUGUUCGGUUAUUAACACACAAUCGCAAUAAUCCAGGCGAACAUGCAAUUGAUAUAAAUGCUGAAGAAAUUUUUGCUCAUGCAAGUUACUAUUCCAAUAACGAUACAUACAUUAAUGAUAUAGCCUUGAUAAAAUUGGAGUCGAAAGUAGAUUUUAACAAUAAGAAACUAAAACCGAUUUGUUUACCUUGCGGCACUUUAAAUUUGGUUAAUGAAAAGGGUUUAGUCAUUGGUUGGGGAAGAACAAGUGAAGAUGGUGAAGUUGCUGAAAAUCUUUUACAAGUCUCAUUACCAAUUCUUUCUAAUACGGAAUGUGAAUCAAAAAUAGUUCCCGUUGUAUCAGAUAUGCUUUGCGCCGGUGAAGAAGCUGGAGGAAAAGAUGCUUGCCAGGUUUUAUUAAAAAACUCAUUUUAUAAGCGAGUUGUAUCUUAUGGAGACGGUUGUGCAAGACCAAAUCUUCCAGGAAUAUAUAGUAAAGUUACCAGCUAUUACCGUUGGAUACGAGAUCAUACAAAAGAUGCAUGUUAUUUUUUUCGUUGUCGUAAGAAAGAAAAACCUGAAUACAGUGAAAUAACGUCAAAUUCUUUCAAAUUUUAUUUAUUUGGAUUUGUCAUACUUCAAUUUGCUACAGCUGACAAAAGCGAUGAAAAAGUGUUAACGGUAGAAACUACAACGUUUCCUGAUAAUAAUUUGGAUAUUCAAACAACGACAGUAGCGGAGAAUGAACAAAUUAUACUUUUAAAUGAAACUGAUGCAACUGUUAAACAAAAUCCUUUCUUGGAUUGGAUUGUUGCUCUAUUACCAGGAUUAAGGCCACCGCCUCCAGUAGCAACACCACAACCAGUUGCUGUCAACAAAACUUGUGGACCUUGUGAAUGCGGUCAUACAAAUAAAAGAACACGUAUUGUUGGUGGUAAAGAAACUCUUGAGAAUCAAUAUCCUUGGAUGGCAAUGAUGCUAUACCAUGGCAAAUUUUAUUGUGGUGCAACAUUAAUAACUGAUCGUAACUUGUUAACAGCAGCACAUUGUGUCAAUGGAUUCAAUAAAGAUUAUAUAGUUGUUCGAAUGUUAGAACAUAAUAAAGCUAUGACUAGUGCCCAAAGAUUGGAUAGAAAAGUACGAAGAGUUUUGCAACACUCUUUAUAUACAUCAUCAACGUACAAUAAUGAUAUUGCAAUACUUUACAUAGAUCAUCCUGUACAAAUGAACAAAGUUUUAAGACCAGCAUGUUUACCUACACCUGGAAAAUCAUUUACCGGCGAGACCGGUAUUGUAACUGGUUGGGGAGCAACUAUGGAAAAUGGAGUAAUAUCAGAUGUUCUACAAGAGGUAUCAGUUCCUAUAAUGUCAAACACUGAAUGUCGUCGAACUAAAUACGGUGCUUUACGUAUUACUGACAAUAUGUUGUGCGCGGGAUUCAAAGAAGGUCUUAAGGAUUCUUGUCAGGGCGAUAGUGGUGGCCCUUUACAUGUUAUAAGUGAUGGAUCUCAUCAAAUUGCAGGUAUUGUUUCAUGGGGAGAAGGUUGCGCUCAACCAAAUCAGCCUGGAGUUUAUACUAGAGUAAAUAGAUAUGGAACUUGGAUUCGAAGUAAUACUCAAGAUGCGUGUUACUGUUAA